AAAUUACAAAAAAGAAAAAGAAAACAUGGCUAAGCUAGCAUCUAUUGGUUCUAUUCUAACAAUCUCAUGCCUUCUCGUAUUCACGCAAGAUGUGUACGCGAGAAAGCAAGGCCCCGUCGCGGAGGAAGAGAGCUUCCUCCGCGACAUCUUCCUAGGGAAAGAAAAGAUCGUGAAGAUCCAUUUAUACGUCCAAGAUCUUCAGGUGGGACACCCCAACGCCACCGUGUUCGAGGUGGCGACAUCCUCCAUAACCAAUACGUCUCCGUACAGCUUCGGCAGCAUCCAUGUCCUCGACGACCUGAUCACGGAGGAGCCGGACAUCAACUCCCGGCCGCUCGGCCGCGUCCAAGGGCUCACCACCAACGCCGACCUCUCGACGUACGGCAUCCACUUGAACCUCAACUUCUACUUCACGGUGGGGAAGUUAGCCGGCAGCACGCUCAGCAUCCUCGGCCGGAACCAGAUCUUGGACGACCAACGGGAGUUUCCGGUGGUCGGCGGCACCGGCAUUUUCCGAUUUACUCGUGGAUACGCAAUCCAGACCUUCUACCCCAUGGAUCCGGCCGUCCCCAAUUACGAUGUGUUGGAAUACACCAUCUACGCCACCUACGAUUCUAAGCUCGGCGAGAGUGAUGUUGUUGAGAUUGCUCAAAUGUGAGGGAAUUCAAAUCGAGACUUCCAUUGUGUUAUAGAUAUGUUUAUGUACGCGAUGAUGAAAUGUGGUCUGUUGGUAAGACGCUUAAUUAUCGCAUUCAACGUGAGUUUGUUUUUCUUGUAUUUGGUAAAAGACACAUUAAUUAAGAAAUAAAAGAUGUAUGCGUGUGUUGGUCAAGCGAUACAGUGGUUAAUGCUUUUGCACACGUACAUCGUGUGUGUAUUUAUGACGUCAUCCGAUAAUUAAAGUGUUAUCUAAAAUUUUCUUCAAUGUUAUGUGUGUGUGUGUUUAGAUUUUAGUUAAAAAUCCUUUUGUAUCUUAAAUUUUCUUCAAUAUCAGUAUAAUAAAAUUGAUCUGUUAUUUUAUUUA
Molecule: messenger RNA, 1024 nt
Organism: Salvia miltiorrhiza (redroot sage)
Lineage: Eukaryota; Viridiplantae; Streptophyta; Magnoliopsida; Lamiales; Lamiaceae
Product: dirigent protein 11-like
Exons: 1
Coding region: 26-658 (210 amino acids)
Source: RefSeq, a predicted model, not a curated record